Messenger RNA from Ipomoea nil (Japanese morning glory), 2433 nucleotides. Its product is annotated as putative late blight resistance protein homolog R1B-16. The record is from RefSeq and is a predicted model, not a curated record. Gene Ontology annotation, biological process: defense response to other organism. The coding region runs from base 58 to 1998 and encodes 646 amino acids. NCBI's taxonomy places the organism in Eukaryota, Viridiplantae, Streptophyta, Magnoliopsida, Solanales, Convolvulaceae. Gene Ontology annotation, molecular function: ADP binding. The transcript is spliced from 2 exons.
UCUAAGAAUAUUGAAGGAGUUAAGGCAAGAUGCUCCACACACACCUAUUCUGAUGACAUGACUGAUGAAGAUUUAGCCAAGGAAAUCAAGAAAUUUUUGAAGGAAGCAAAGUAUUUUAUUGUUAUGGAUGAUGUUUGGACCGUCGAAAACUGGGAUGAACUCAAAAUUGCUUUCCCCAUGAACAAUGGGAGCAGGGUUUUGGUUUCGACACGCCACAAUGUUGUGGCUAUGCAUGCCAAUUCUAGAGGUGACCCUCAUGACCUAAAGUUUUUAACUACGGAUGAAAGUUGGGAGCUACUUCAGAAGAAGGUCUUCCGGGAGGAAAGCUGCCCUAGCGAGUUAAAAAGGCCCGGGGAAACCAUUGCUAAAGAAUGCGGUGGACUUCCACUAGCAAUAGUGAUUAUAGCUGGUACUCUCUUAGGUAAACCAAAAACGAGUGGGGCAUGGGACAAGGUAGCUGAGAGCAUCAGUGACUUCAUGAAACUGAAACUACAAAGCUACGACUACCUAAUGCGAAUGAGUUACGACCAAUUGCCUUAUGACCUUAAGAGUUGCUUCCUUUAUUUCGGGGCUUUUCCUCGAGGAAAUGAGAUUCCAGCCGGAAAACUCAUUAGGUUGUGGAUUGCUGAAGGGUUUAUUGAGGAAGAGGCACAAUUGUUAACCUUGGAGGACAUAGCUCAUGAGAAGUUGAGUGAUCUUGUGAAUAGGAAUCUGGUGAUGGCUAUGCAAAGAAAGUCGAAUGGACAAAUCAAAACUUGUCGCGUUCAUGACAUGUUACAUGAGUUCUGCAAGAACGAGGCCAAAGAGGAGAUUCUAUUCGAAGAAAUCAAUACGAGCAGGCAGCUAGAUACUUGUCGCCGCCUUUGUGUCCAGUGCAAUGUUUCCGAGUUCCUCUCUUCAAAUCUUUCUGCUGAGCAUGUCCGUUCUUUGUUAUGCUUCUCCUCGAGCAAAUAUGAACUGGCUGCAGAAAAAAUUCAGUUCAUUCGCGAAACAUUUCCACUCCUAAGGGUGUUACACACCGCACCAGAUGAAUCCAUCAUUUUGACACGAUUUCCUAAAGACAUGACUAAAUUGUUCCAUUUAAGGUACGUUGCAAUUUCGACUACCCUCAAGAUCCUUCCUCAAGCCAUUGAUAGCCUGUGGAACAUGCAAACUCUUAUAGUUAGGACAACGCAAAGCACCCUUGAUAUCAAAGGAAACAUAUGGAAAAUGACACGAUUGAGGCACGUUCAAACAAAUUCAUCUGCUCAAUUGCCUCCACCUUCCUCGAAGAAAGAUCCGUUUACAAAUAGAAACUUGCAAACACUUUCAAGGAUUUCACCUGAAAGCUGCACGGCAACUGCACUGGCUAAAGCUCCGAAUUUGAAUAACUUGGGUAUACAAGGAAAUUUGGCUAAGCUUUUUGAAACCAACAAGGAUACUGAGUCCAGUUUGUUCAAAAACCUUGGAGAAUUGAAGUUGUUGGAGAAACUGAAGCUGCUGAAUCAUGGUGGGAAUGUGCAACGCCUCCCUCAAAAAUAUGAAUUUCCCCAAAAGAUUAAGAAGCUGACCUUGUCCAAUACCCACCUCGAAUGGACUGAAUUAUCUAUAUUGGGAUCACUGGAGUACCUUGAAGUUCUGAAAUUGACCGAAAAUGCAUUCAAAGGAGAGGAGUGGGAGCCAUCCAAAGGUGGCUUUCCUUGUCUCCAAUUCUUGAGAAUUGAGAGGACAGAUUUGAAGACUUGGAAGGCUUCUAGCCUCCACUUCCCGUUACUAAAGAGUCUCAUUUUUAGACAAUGCCAUAAUCUGGAGGAAGUCCCACUUAAUCUGGCGGACAUAGACAAUCUUCAGGAGAUGGAGCUGAAUCGUACCAACCCAAAUGCUGCACAGUCGGCUUGGAAGAUUUUACAAAUAAAACAAGUGAAAGAGAAGGAAGUAAAGGAGAAAGGAGGAAACCCCCGGAGAUUCAAGCUUAAUAUCUAUCCUCCUGAUGAGCUCAAACUUAUACAGCAAAUUUAAAAAUGCCAUGGUGUCAUCUAGAUGAUCUUUUGAGUUGUGCAGGUGAACUGUAUUGGUCUAAGCGUGGGUUUGUGAAGGGCAUGAACUGAGGACAUUUGUAUGCAGAUGAGAUGGUAGCAUUCUGGUGUGGUCUACCCAAUCAUUGGUUUGGCAAAAUUCUUUGUGCUUUGUUUUGUGUGGUGAGAGCUUAUGUUUUUGGGGAUUCAAUUUGUUAUUUGUGGUGGUUGUUAUUCAUUGUGGAUUUGGAACACAUUGGAACUAUGGUCAAGAUGUUUGCAUUUCUGUUAUUUCCACUUGUUUGUUUAUUUAUGGAUCUUCAUUUCCUUUCCUUUCCUUGGGUUGCCUUUAUGAUUACACUACAACUAUGUUAAUAAUUUCAUCAAGGGAGACUGGGAGAGUGUGUCUCCAUUUUCUACUUCUUUAGUUCUUUGUCAA